Rhineura floridana is the source of this 2834-nucleotide messenger RNA. It is a transcript of the gene GPKOW, whose product is annotated as G-patch domain and KOW motifs. Bases 283 to 1764 code for a protein of 493 amino acids. Gene Ontology annotation, biological process: mRNA splicing, via spliceosome. Gene Ontology annotation, molecular function: nucleic acid binding. The transcript is spliced from 11 exons. The record is from RefSeq and is a predicted model, not a curated record. NCBI's taxonomy places the organism in Eukaryota, Metazoa, Chordata, Lepidosauria, Squamata, Rhineuridae. Gene Ontology annotation, cellular component: spliceosomal complex.
GAUGUGGCACAUGCGUGGUUUCGACACCAGUCGUUUCACAGAUCACCGCGCUGUUGCCCUGUGAGAAUCAGCGCAAUGCUCUACAGAAGUUGAAAUAUUUCUGACCCGAUUUGCUGGGAACCGCGACGCUGUACCGCGUUGAGCGACGGGAGUUGUAGUCAUUUUGCGCGCUUGCUUUCUAAAGCUCAAUGAGAAGAGGAGGGGCUUGAGAACUUCGUCUCCCAUGAUACCCAACAAAAGACACUGACGGAAGAGAGGGUGGGACAAGGAAGUGAAAGGAAGAUGGCGGAGGAUGCCGAGAAGCCAGUAGGAGCCCCGGCUGCUCCGGUGUCGUUCGGUUUCACCCGAACAACUGGGCGGAGGCGGUUUCUUUUCGUGACAGGGCAGGAUGGUAGCGGCGAAGCAAAACAGGAGCCUGAUUUCCUCUCCGCCAUCGAGGGGCGGGAAUUGCAAAGUGUUCGGCCAGCCGCACAGCCGAAAGAGCUUGUAAUUCCACUGAUACAGAAGAACAAAUGGAAGAAGCCAGAAGACCCUGCAUCCCUCCAGGAGCAGGAGGGGAACAACUGUGUGGAGGCACAAGCAGUCAGAGAGCUCAUUGAAGAAUCCAGGAAGUCCCAGGAGCAAUGGGAGAGUGGCACAAAGAUAGACCCCACUUUUUCCAUUCCCCUCCUCAUGCAGAACCGUGUCCCUGAUGGCUAUGAGGACGGAGAGAAAGUGGAUGUCAGCCUCCGUCCAGAAUCGUCGACUGAGGCGGAUUAUGAGGAGGUACCAAUAGAAGCCUAUGGCCUUGCUAUGCUGAAGGGCAUGGGCUGGAAGGCAGGUGAGGGCAUCGGGCGCACCUUCAAGCAAGAUGUGAAGCCUCUGGAGAAUCGUCUUCGACCCAAAGGCCUGGGGCUUGGAGCAGACCGCUCGGUAGCCCAGGAUUUGCAGCCCUCGGGACCCCGACGACCCCCAAAGCCUGGCGAGGAGCCUUCAAAGAGCAAGGAUGAGCCUUUGGGAUUGGUCACAGGGGGUGCGGUUUUUAUCGAGGUGGGGCCUCACAAGGAGCUGUACGGGAAGAUUGAAGGCAUAGAUGGGGAUAACGCUCGCGUCAUGGUGAAAUUGGCCAUCGGUGGCAAAACGGUGACCGUGAGUCAGCAUGGAGUCCGGCCUGUGACCCAGAAGGAAUACGAUAAGCUGGCCAAAGACCUAAGCCGCCUCAGCAAGGGCCACAAAGAGAAGGAAACAGAACAGAGAAAUGGGACCAAGCAUGACUCGGAUCACAGAGCCUCAGAAGACAAAAAGGAGGAGAGAGAGAAAAAGAGGAAACAUCCGCCAGGUGCCGAGAGAGACGACCGUGCUGGGAAGCAGAAGAAGGGUGGUGGCAGCGGCAGCGGCAGCAAUUCCUCUUCCAGAACAUCUCACUGGUUGCGGCGAGACUUGCGAGUCCGCUUUGUAGAUAAGCUCUUCAAGGGGGGCAAAUACUACAAUACCAAGAUGGUAAUCGAAGAUGUCCUCAAGCCAGACACAUGUGUCUGUCGAACAGAAGAGGGUCGGAUUCUGGAUGGGAUUCCUGAGUCCAUGCUAGAGACGGUUAUCCCUCGGAGUGAUUCUGACUGGGUCAUGGUGGUGCUGGGGGAGUAUGCUGGCCGGGUGGGCCAUAUUCUUCGUCGAGAUAAAGCGCAGAGCCGUGCACUGGUGCAGCUGCAGCAGGAUGAUGAGAAACUCUUGACACUAGAGUAUGAUGCCGUCUGUCACUAUGUUGGUGGAUCAGAGGAUGACUGAGCUUCACAGCCUCUUCAGAAUGCGUGACAUCUGCAGGACAGAGGAACUCCUAGACUAAAAGGGGCAGCCUGCAAGCUGUCAUCUUCAGAGAGGGGCGUUGGAAUGCUGAGCUCAUUAGAGGACUAUGAGUAGGGAACAAGUCUGUCUCCAUAUUUGAGGCAGGUGCCCAAAUCACCCCCGCAGUGUUGUAGAGUGUGAUUUUAAAAAAUAAACCUAGCUGUGUGAGGUUCCUUGUAACAUGCACAGCCUUCUAGUUUCUAAACCAAUAAGGGCACUCUGGAACAUGAGUGCUGAAGAUUGCCAAAGGCAAGAACAUGUACAGAGAAUGAAGUCUAGAGCACAGCCAAACAGUUGCAGGUCAACUUUGGUUCUACGGCAACAAGAAAUUAGGCUGGCCCUAGAACAAAGCAGUCUAGAUCUGUAAUAUGGAUCCAGGAGUCACUGGGGUUCCAUAAUGAGUAAUACAUUUGGGUUUGAAUUUUUAAACUCUAGGCUGUGCUCUAGAGACAGGCUACUGCAAUUUGUGUGGUCUACAUAGGAGGGAGGCUGCUCUUAAAGUAAGUGUUCUGAGUGUUCAGGAAUGGAAUCUAGAGCACAUGCAUUUAUCCUGGGUUUUCCAGAAAGAUGCCUAUUGGUUGCUAAUAGACCUGUGCAUACAAUGUCUGUAGGACAUUAUCUUCAAGCAAUUAAUGGGCAGAAGAGACAAUUGCUAGAAUAUACAAUGUCUUGUGCUAAACUGAUGCUCCUUCACAUGAACAGACUAGGUUGUUACCAGGGCAUAUCCAAAAGAAGGAUGUAUGCUCAUCAUAAAGCCAUUCUAGAGCAAUAACAAUAGCUUUAGAUUCUAGACUCACACAGAUGGGCAUCAAAAACAGCAAUGGGUGUCUGUGCACUCUUGAAGUUUUGAAAGCAUAUGAAUAAGCAUGUCUCUUCCUAACUUGCUGUCAUUUGCUAUGGAAAUGGUCAUGGGAGGACCCAACUAUUAAUUAAAUCAACUUCCAUGGAUUGAGUUGCAUUUUUUAAAUUUAAACUGUGCUGUAAACUGUAAAUAAACCCCUUAUUCUUCCUUC